CGGCCCAAUUUCGGGAUGAUUGGCAUUUAAUGUUUAAUAAUGCAAGAACAUUUAACGAAGAAGCAUCAACUGUAUAUAAUGAUGCCGAAAAAUUACAAGAAGUAUUCGAUGAAACGUUUGAAGAGCUCUGUCCAGGAGGUCAAAUUCCUCAGUCAGGAGAUGAAAUGGAUAUUUAG
Messenger RNA from Dentiscutata heterogama, 176 nucleotides. Lineage: Eukaryota; Fungi; Glomeromycota; Glomeromycetes; Diversisporales; Gigasporaceae. The record is from the annotation of a GenBank genome assembly.